AUGUUCGCCGCACGACAGAGGGCAGUUUGCGCCGCCCGCCAGCUGCAGCGGACAUGCCGAACCUACGCCUCCGAGGCCCACGGCCACCACUCGUCUGCGCCCGUUAGCGAGUCCUUCGGGAAAGGAUCCGUGCUUACACUCGGCGCGUUGCUGGGCACCAUUCUCGUCUUCCAGUUCCGCCCUCAGGAGAGCGAGACCUGGAACGGCGUGCUCGCAAAGUACCGAUCAAAGGCCGAGGACUGGGAGGCCAUCAACUCUCUGCACACAAAGGCCGCGGAGCAGGCUGGCUACGACAGAAAUCUGUUUGAGAACGCAUCAACCAAGCGCGCAUUUGUCGAUGUCGCAUACCCCGAGUACCUAAUGUUACGAACCACGAUACACAGGGCCUUCACAUCCCAUGCUCAGCGAAACAUCCAGGCCGGUCACCUCCCCAACAUUGACCACGUCGUAGAGCAUUACCGACAACAGCACUUGAAGGUGGAAGAGAAGAAGGCGACCAAGCUGGCC
Trichoderma atroviride IMI 206040 is the source of this 507-nucleotide messenger RNA. NCBI's taxonomy places the organism in Eukaryota, Fungi, Ascomycota, Sordariomycetes, Hypocreales, Hypocreaceae. The record is from RefSeq and is a predicted model, not a curated record.